CAGCGCCAACCGGCUGGGGACGAAGCUGAUGUCCGUCUCAUCCGCCAGCUCGUGUCCGCAAGCCCUGCAGAGGAUGAGGCUGCCCGGCCCGCCGUCCGCCGCCGCGGCACACGCCUCCCCAGGCCGUGCUUCCAUAACGGAGUCUCCAUAGUCCCCCAGCAUUGCCUCAGUUUUGUAUUUACGCCGCUAAAGAAAUGAAAAGCCGAGAUUCCCCGCCGCCCGUUCACGUUCAUGUGCCGGAGACAACACCUGUGCACGUUCACAUGAGGAGGAGCCCCAGCACUCAGCAGAGGAGGAGUAAGGACGUGCAAAUGAGAGCAGAUGGAGGUGGAGGGCGUGUACGCUCCCCUGCAAGGGUGAAGCCGUGGAUUCCUCCAGGAAAAACACCCACCCGAAGAGAUUUGAGCUCGCACAAGUGGCAGGAUGCAGAGGAGAGAUUUGGCAGCUGUGAGAAACGUGGAAGUAAGCUCGACCGACUGAUGAUGGACGCAGAGUCACCGAAGACCGAGUUGCGGAUGAAGGAAAGCAGAGCGCAGCGCUGGCCGGAGAGAGCGAUCGGCCUCCGGCAAGACGCAGGCGAGGGGGAAGACGAGCUGGCCGCAGCACCCAAAAAGCUCAGCGUGUUGCUCCGGGAGCAAGAAAGCAACCGUCGUUUUUUAAAGAAGGGAGACGGCGGGGCGUCCCAGCAGGAGACGGACCUGCUGCUCAGGGCUCUCGUCGAGGCAGAGAUCGACGGCGUGACGGUAGCCAAUCAGCUGUCAGCGCUGAAAGAAACUGUUGAUGGCCUCGCCAAGGAUAAGCGACUAUCAAAGUCGAAUGCAGCUUCCCUCGGCCGGCAGCAGGAGCUGCUGUUAGAGAAGAUUGAGAUAUUUGACCACACAAACCACAGCCUGCGGGAGCUGCUCAGAGAGUGGCUGGAGUACGAGAAAGAAUCACUGGUGACGUCCGAGCAGAGAGAUUCAUUAAAGAAGAGACUGGCCGACAGCGAAGCGGAGAACAUUCGACUUGUGGCCAAACUCAGCAGCAAAGAGAAAGAGGCCUCCAAACUUGCUGAGCAUUUGGAUUUUGAAAAGGACAACGUGAAAACAACCGAAGAGCUUUCCAAAAUCCUGGAGUCGACUCGCAGCCAUCUCGAAUCUCAGCUGAACAGGAAAGAAGCAGAGAACAGCCAUCUGGCCGGCCAGAUUCAGAGGAUGCAGCAGAGCCACGGCCGGCAGCAGCAGGAGCUCCAGGCCCUGCAGGAGGAGCUGCAGGAGCUCCGGCAGCACCGAGAGCAGGAGCAGGAGGCGGGGAGCCAGGAGGCCGCCGCCCUGCUGGCCCAGCAUGUUGAGCGGGCCGAGGAGACAGCCAGGCAGCUCGCCAGCAGGCUGCACGACAAGGAGUCCCAGCUGGCACAGGCUCUGUCCACAUCCAACGACUGGAGCGCCCGACACGCUAAAGAGGCGGCUGCUAAAGGCCAGCUGGAGGAGGAAGCUGCUGCUCUCAGAAUCCGCCUGGCCGAGCUGAGCUCCCAGCUUCAGUCGGCGGAGGAGAGGAGCCGGGCGGAGAGGGAGGAGCUGAUGGAGCAGCUGCACGCUCUGAGCGCUGAGAACGCCUCCACCAAACUGGAGAACCAGACGCUGAAGGUCUCGUUUAGCUCAUCUGAAGAAAAGCUGAAAGAUCUGCACGCUGAAGCUCGGCGCCUGAAAUCCUCCGUCAGGAAGCAGGAGAGUCUGGUGGACAAAUACAAGACGAAGGUCCAGCAGGCCCGUCUGGAGGCGGAGGAGUACUGCCUGAAGCUGGACGUCACACAGCGCGAGGCGCGGGAUGCCAAGCUGAGCCUGGAGAGGGAGAUGGAGCAGCUGAGGAGGGAGCUGCUGGACCGUCUGAUCGAACUUGAGCCGCUGCCCGACAAGCUGAGGAGGGCCGAGCUGCAGCUGCGAGAGGCCCAGCAGGAGGCCGACGCCCGCGAGAGGAGGAGCCUGGAGCAGAGCAGCGCCCUGUCGGACGUCCGGCACAGGGUGGAGCAGCAGGGCUCUCAGCUGGAGACGUUUCAGCAGAGGAAUUUGCUCCUGCAGGAAGAAAACAACGCACUGAGAGAGAAAACCGAGAGCCUGGACAGGAAACUGGAGGAGAUGAAGUUGGAGAACAAACAGAUGUCUCAGGUUAUCGCGGCGAAGGAAGCCGCCGUCCGCAGCGUCCAGCAGCAGCUGGAGGAGAAGGCGAGCGAGUGCAGCAUCCUGAGCAGACAGCUGGAACACACACUGGACGACACAAAGAGACAGGUGGACGACAGCCUGGCGAGGGCGCUGGCCAAAGAGAGAGGGUCUCAGUCCAAAGCCCUGGACCUGGAGAGCCAGCUGAGCCUCGCCAGAACCGAGCUGAGCCAGCUACACAGGAGCAAGGAGGAAAUGGAGCGCCGUUUCCAGGGUCAGCUGAAGAACAUGAAGGACAGACUGGAGCAGUCCGACUCCACCAACCGCAGCCUGCACAACUACGUCCACUUCCUCAAAACCUCUUACGGCAACGUGUUUGGGGAAUCUUUACUCUCAAGUUAAAUUUUUUUUAAAUUGCAUUUUCCAACCUGACUGGAUCUCCGUCCUCCAGAGAGCGAGAGACAGACCUACAACAUGCCGUCAACCACGAAUUUCUACAACUACUAAACUAACGAGGCGUCAUUUUAAAUGUUUCAAUUUUGUCUGAAUAUAUUUUAUGUAAGCUUUUUUUGAAUAAAGUUUUUUUUUUUUUUUUAUUUAUCAUUUGCACAAAGACAAUAUCUACGCAGUUUCUGCUCCUGCUUGCAAUGAAUGAAUAAAUGAUGGAGCUUUUUACUUUGAAUAAUAAAAAAAAGAAAACGUG
Myripristis murdjan (pinecone soldierfish) is the source of this 2838-nucleotide messenger RNA. RefSeq names its product outer dense fiber of sperm tails 2b (gene odf2b). The record is from RefSeq and is a predicted model, not a curated record. Lineage: Eukaryota; Metazoa; Chordata; Actinopteri; Holocentriformes; Holocentridae. The transcript has 19 exons. Gene Ontology annotation, biological process: regulation of cilium assembly. Bases 195 to 2537 code for a protein of 780 amino acids. Gene Ontology annotation, cellular component: centrosome.